AUGGCGUUUCCUCGGACGUCCUCCAUCGUGCUGUGGUUCUCACUCAUCCUCUUUGUUUAUUGGACGACCUCGGCUGCUGAGUCACAUGACCCUUCACCUGCUGACCUCUCAGCCCUUCGCAGGCUCAAAAGAGAGCUGGAUUCAACCACCAAAGAACGGGUCCAGAGUGGGUUCCAGGUGGGCGUCGACUUCCUGACCACGGUCACAGACGUGACGAACCGAAUCCAACCUAAGAAGCUGGAGUCGGUGUUCAAGGGCCUGGCCGACUUUGCCAGUUUGGCGCCUGGUAUCGGAAGUCUGGUCAUCUCAAUUAUCAAUGUGAUUUUGGCCUUCAUCCCUCAGCACAAUGAGCUGAGGAACGGCUUCAGCGAGGUCAACCGGAGGCUGGACUUGCUAGCCUUCCAGAUAUCCGACCUGGCCACAGACGUGGAGUGGUUCAACUUCGCCAGCGUCUACUCUCGAGAUGAGACUCGUAUCCUGAACGCCUGGAGGAAGUUAGAUGAGUUUCAGCAGAACCUCAGGCUGGUGACGAGUGAAGAGGAGAAGCUGAGGCUGGCCGAGAUCUUCGCCAACUUCUAUGAGAACUCAGGGACUGAGGGCAGCGUGGCCAACAUCUACCAUUACCUGACGGUCAGCGGCACGUCUCUGAGCAGGAACAUCAACAGCCUGUUGAGGGACAAGUUCAAGUGCAGAAUCAGUGAGAUAGGCCGCUUUAACCUGUACCUGAGCAGUCUGCUGUGGAAGGGCAUGGUCCUCAACCAGCUCUACUGGAAACUCAUCGGAUUCAGCUCAUCACAUAAACAGGACGAACAUAACCGCAUGUUCAAGAACGUCUUCAAAGCUCAGAACGAUGCUUUGCAGUUCUGUCUGGACAACUUUGAGCAGUACUUGGUUAAAGACGUGGAGGUGGUCAGCACCAGAUUUACCAAAGACCAAAAAGAGGACAUGGCUUUCAAGGUCCAAGAGACUCUGAAUGAGAAGUACUUCUGGUACAAGUGGAUAGUGGUGGUGUACGAGCAGAGGUAUGAGGACUACUACAAACUGAUUGAUAUGUGGCGUGUACCUGUGGGGGACCUGGUGGUGGCGGUGGGAUACACCUACAAGGAAACACUCCCAUAUGAUUUGCAACCUUGGAGGGCCCCGCAGAGAUGCUUUACUAAUACUCAGUGUUCAGACCUUAAACAGAAGUCCCUGGACUGUUCCGUCUUGGUGUCCACUGGAAAGUACGUACACGUGCCCGGGGUUCCAUACCCUAGGAAGGAAGUGAAAUUAAGAAACUACUCAGAUUAUACCAAAGUUUUGCAUUAUUACUAUCAUUAUGCUCCAGUGAUGGCGCCACGGCCUCUUACCGACAUGGUGGAGUGCACCCUCGAUGGUUAUACGUACACGGUGAACUUCUACCGGUCCAUACGGCUGCCGGUUUGUUCCUCACCUGACACCUGUCUGAACGGAGGCGUGUGCAGGCGGCUGAUGGAGUCCAAUGAACACCUAUGUGACUGUCCUGACGGUUACUAUGGAAACAGAUGUCAAAGCAACACCAGCAUCUACCAGAACAUUGACAUCAGUUCCCUGGUGCCGGACGUAACCACCCUCAACACCAAACUGGACCAGGUCCUUGACACCCGUCUGAAGCAGAUAGAGGACAAGCUGGACCGGACAGAGAAAAAGCUGGACCAGGUCUUGAGGACACGUCCGGCCCACUAA
Messenger RNA from Sphaeramia orbicularis (orbiculate cardinalfish), 1704 nucleotides. RefSeq lists its product as uncharacterized. Lineage: Eukaryota; Metazoa; Chordata; Actinopteri; Kurtiformes; Apogonidae. The record is from RefSeq and is a predicted model, not a curated record. The transcript has a single exon. The coding region runs from base 1 to 1704 and encodes 567 amino acids.